Messenger RNA from Daldinia caldariorum, 3065 nucleotides. RefSeq names its product MCM-domain-containing protein. The transcript is spliced from 4 exons. Gene Ontology annotation, molecular function: single-stranded DNA binding; 3'-5' DNA helicase activity; ATP binding. Gene Ontology annotation, biological process: DNA replication; mitotic DNA replication initiation; double-strand break repair via break-induced replication. Gene Ontology annotation, cellular component: MCM complex; nucleus. Bases 157 to 2751 code for a protein of 864 amino acids. Lineage: Eukaryota; Fungi; Ascomycota; Sordariomycetes; Xylariales; Hypoxylaceae. The record is from RefSeq and is a predicted model, not a curated record.
CCACAAUCCAACUUUAGUCCCCUUUCUCUUCAUUUUCGCUCUUGGGUUCCACCCUCACUGUUCGUUCCUCUCAUCCUCGUUCUAAGUUUCUUUCCCGCAUUACUAACUAUUUCUCUGACUAUCAGCGAAGCGGAGAAUAAAAAAAAAAAAUACACAAUGAGUUCUCCUCUGCGUAUGAAUAUGGACUCCGCAAACCGCGGUACCGCCCCUCGUGCGAACCGCAAGCGUUCUCGCACGGGCGGCGAUGCCUCCUCUUCCGUUGCUGCCUCUAGCCCCAUGCCCUCUUCUCCGCCAGCCUUUAACAUUGCUCAUGGCGGUGACGACGAUGACGAUAUAGAAGAGGAGGCUGAGGUCCAAGAUGACUUGGACGACCUUGACGAGAUGGCCGAGGAUGAUGUCGAUCUCUUUCGCGAGGGCUUCGAGCGAGAUUACAGAGAGAAAGAUGAGAAUGAUGUUUACGAAGGGAUCGAUAUCGAUGACGAAGGCGAAUACGAUGAUAUAAAUAUCGGUGACAGACGACGGCUAGAAGCCCAGCUGAAUCGCCGAGAUCGAGAGGUGGCACGUAUACGCGGAAUGCCCCAGGCCUUCCUCCAGGAUGAAGAUGAAGACGGUGAUAUUGAUCUAACUGCCCAGCCACGUCGCCGUCGUCAUCAUUACGACGAGGAUCCCGACGAUCAAAUGGACCAGGAUAUCAUGGACGAGGAGCUCUCACUUGAGGCGCUGCAAGAUGUAAAAGCCGCAAGCCUGACCGAAUGGGUAUCCCAGCCUUCCGUGCAACGGACUAUCAAGCGAGAGUUCAAGGCAUUUUUAACAGAAUAUACCGACGAGAGCGGUUCCUCGGUCUAUGGUAACCGUAUUCGAACACUUGGUGAAAUUAACGCCGAGUCGCUCGAGGUAUCAUACGACCAUUUGUCCUCGUCUAAGGCCAUUCUCGCAUACUUCCUUGCUAACGCUCCCGCUGAAAUGCUUAAGCUCUUUGACGAUGUGGCCAUGGAAGUUGUUCUCCUUCAUUAUCCCGAUUAUGAGCGUAUCCACUCUGAUAUCCACGUUCGUAUUUUUGACCUGCCCGUUCACUAUACUCUUCGCCAGCUGAGACAAUCGCAUCUCAAUUGUCUCGUGAGAGUGAGCGGUGUUGUUACCCGACGGACUGGUGUCUUUCCCCAGCUGAAAUAUGUCAAAUUCGACUGCACCAAAUGCGGCGUGACACUAGGUCCUUUCCAGCAGGAGUCUAACGUCGAGGUCAAGAUUUCGUUCUGCCAGAACUGCCAAUCUCGUGGUCCAUUCACCUUGAAUUCAGAAAAGACAGUCUACCGCAACUACCAGAAGCUGACCCUCCAAGAGUCGCCUGGUACUGUUCCUGCUGGUCGUCUACCUAGACAUAGAGAAGUCAUCCUCCUCUGGGAUCUCAUUGACAAGGCCAAACCUGGGGAGGAAAUCGAAGUUACCGGCACCUACAGAAACAAUUAUGAUGCUCAGCUAAAUAACCGCAAUGGGUUCCCCGUUUUUGCUACUAUUCUCGAAGCAAACAACGUUAUCAAGGCGCACGAUCAGCUUGCUGGGUUCAGGCUUACCGAAGAGGACGAGCAUGAGAUUCGCAAGCUUUCUCGAGACCCCCAGGUUGUCGAUAAGAUAAUCAACUCGAUAGCGCCUAGCAUUUACGGACACACCGACAUCAAGACCGCCAUUGCCUUGUCUCUUUUCGGUGGUGUUGCAAAAACCACCAAGGGCGAACAUCAUGUACGAGGAGAUAUCAAUGUUCUGCUACUUGGUGAUCCUGGUACGGCCAAGUCCCAGGUUUUAAAGUACGUAGAAAAAACAGCGCACCGAGCUGUCUUUGCUACUGGCCAGGGAGCAUCUGCUGUCGGUCUUACAGCUAGUGUUCGUCGAGACCCCCUAACUAGCGAAUGGACUUUGGAAGGUGGCGCUUUGGUGCUUGCCGACAGGGGCACAUGCCUUAUUGACGAGUUCGACAAGAUGAAUGACCAAGAUCGAACUUCUAUCCACGAGGCUAUGGAACAGCAAACAAUCUCCAUUUCAAAGGCGGGAAUUGUUACUACUCUACAAGCUCGAUGUGGUAUUAUUGCGGCAGCUAAUCCGAUCGGCGGCCGUUAUAAUUCUACGAUCCCCUUUUCAGCCAAUGUUGAACUGACCGAACCUAUCCUGUCUCGUUUCGACAUUCUCUGCGUGGUGCGAGAUACCGUAGACCCGACUGAAGACGAGCGUCUAGCUCGAUUUAUUGUCGGCUCUCAUAGCCGGAGUCAUCCAUCUACACAAUCGGGUGACGAUUCCAUGGAAGUUGAGCACGACUCUGAAAAAGCACAGGAGACCCAAGCGCAGCCAAAGAAGGAAGGCGAGAUCUCACAAGGGUUACUACGCAAAUAUAUCCUGUAUGCCCGAGAGCAUUGCCAACCGAAGCUAUUACAUAUGGAUGAGGACAAAGUUGCACGACUCUUCGCAGAUAUGCGACGAGAGUCACUGGCUACCGGGGCGUAUCCCAUCACGGUCCGUCAUUUAGAAGCUAUUAUCCGAAUCUCGGAGGCCUUCUGCCGAAUGAGGUUAUCGGAGUAUUGUUCCGCUCAGGACAUCGACCGUGCCAUAGCUGUAACUGUCGACAGCUUCAUCGGCAGCCAGAAGGUCAGCUGCAAGAAGGCGCUCGCGCGCGCAUUUGCCAAAUACACGCUAGCGCGGCCUGGCGCAACUGGUGCACGGAGAGGUGCGCAGACUCAACGCAGAACCGCGGUAGCCGCUUAGACUAUGGUGUGAGUUUUUGAUCGUUCAUGGCGUAAAUUAAUGUCGGGAAGUAAUGAAAUAAUGCGGCGUCUAGAGCAUGGCACUAAAGUUUGGGCGUUAAGCUUUGAUGACGAGUGAUGGGGACGCGGAUGGGGUAAUAUGGUUCAUGGGGCUUUCGUGAAGUAGGCUAUCAAUUAGUACGCUUCACCAAAUGAAAUAUUUUAAACAAUCAAGACUCUAUCCGAAUAGGAGGUGGCAUCUUGCAAAGUACCCUUAGACAUUUAUGUGACUGAUCCUAAACUUUAAGCAGUACAGCUUUCAAUAAGUGGCCUGAG